UCGAACCCUAACUCUAUAAGUGUUUCACAUCUCCUUCUCUCGCAUAACCAAUUUCAUUUUCUUCUCUCUCCCAAAAGUAAUUUCCGUUCUUCUAAAAUUGUAACUCAGCUUCGUAACCCUAGAAAGUUUGCGAAUUUAAAAGAUGGAAUCAAACGGAGAGUUGGUGAAGUUUUUAGGCGAAGGUGCUUACGGUGCCGUCCAUCUCGUCAGAUACAUUCUUAGCGACGGUUCUUUCUAUCAUGUCGCCGUCAAAGGCUCUUCCCCCACGAACCGCGAUUCUCUCAACAGAGAGCUAAAGAUUCUGCGCGAACUCAGAGGCUGCCCGAGAAUCGUUACAUGCUUCGGAGACUCUUUGGAAGAAGGUUUAGGGUACGACAGACGCAAAGUCUACAAUCUGAUUCUCGAGUACGCACCCGAAGGGAGUCUUAGUGAUUUCAUGGACGGCUACAUCGACAGAAAACUACCUGAACCGCUUAUCAAAGACUUCACGCGGAUGAUUCUCGAAGGUUUGGUCUCUAUCCACGGUCACGGUUACGUUCAUUGCGAUAUCAAACCCGACAAUCUCCUUGUCUUCCCGUCCGGAGGAGAUGAUGAUGAUUCUUACGAGUUGAAGAUUUCUGAUUUUGGAGUCACCUUAGAAGUGGGAGACACUCCUGAUUACUGGAGUAUCUAUUCUCCUUUUGUGGGGUCGCCUCGUUACAUGCCCCCCGAGUCUGUCGAAAACGGCGUCGUUAAGGAAACCCUAGACCUGUGGUCGUUGGGGUGCUUGGUGUUGGAGAUGUAUACGGGUGAGAGGCCGUGGGAAGGGAUUGAUAACGAUCGUAUCGAGGCUCUUCUGCUUGGCGGUAAGGCUCCGGAGAUUCCGGAAAGCGUGCCUUGCGAUGCAAGAGAGUUUAUCCAAACGUGUUUCGCGAGGAACCCUGAGGAGAGAGGAAGCGCGUUUAAGCUGUGGUUUCAUAGGUUUCUUCUUCUUCGUCCACCGAAGGAGGAUAAGGUUAUCGCCGUUGCCGCUGCUGGAGAGAAGAGAGAUUCGUUGCCGUUGAGAAUCAGAGGAGCUUGGAAGGAUAUUACAAAGAAGCCCCUGAAAGCGAAGAUAUUUCCAUCGAAGCCUCCAAAGUCUAAGAAAAUUCUGAAUAGUCUACUGGGUUGCCUGGGUUAGAAACGCUCGGAUUCCAAUCUAGUUUCGGUUCAAUAAUUUCUGUUUUCUUUUAGUAUAUGUGUAGAUGUAGUUUUCAUGUUGAUGCAAAUAUUGUUUUCA
Messenger RNA from Raphanus sativus (radish), 1258 nucleotides. RefSeq names its product mitogen-activated protein kinase kinase kinase 20-like. The record is from RefSeq and is a predicted model, not a curated record. Bases 143 to 1159 code for a protein of 338 amino acids. Gene Ontology annotation, biological process: protein phosphorylation. The transcript has a single exon. Gene Ontology annotation, molecular function: protein kinase activity; ATP binding. NCBI's taxonomy places the organism in Eukaryota, Viridiplantae, Streptophyta, Magnoliopsida, Brassicales, Brassicaceae.